CACUGUGCUUUACAAUAGCUGUUCCCUGCACCUGGUGUGCACCAUGGACCAGCACACAACUGGUCAUCUCUAGAGACCACAAAUCUGCUCCCUUUCCAGGGGAUGGAAGAGAAGCAACAAGGCACCAAAAGGUAAAGGGAAUCAUUUGGAUCUGAAGCUGAAGUUCUGCCCAGAAAGGGACAUGCCUUAAGAUGCAGAACACAUCCUGUACGGAGGACAGGAUCCAGCAUGCCGUUGAGAGAUGUCUGCAUGGACUUAGCAGAACUGUCAGCUCCUCAUCUUCAUGGACAGCUGGGCUGUGUCUGAACUACUGGAGCCUAGAAGAGUUGGUGAACCGAGAUGCAGCCAAUUAUAUCAUCCUGGCUGAGAAAAUUAUGGACAGGACCCGAGAGGCUCAGGAGAAUUGUGAAUACGACCUUCUCACCCCACUCGCCCUGAUGUUUUAUUUUGCGGUGCUCAGAGCUCCGUACAUCCCCCCAGAGUCAGACCUUCUCCCCAAAGCCUUCCAGACGUUUCACGUUUUCCUGACAUGGCCGGCUCCGUACUGUCACAUCUUCCAAGAGGUCCUGAGCUUCAUUAGUGAGGAACAGAGAGCACCAGGUAUCUCUUACCAGCGCCUGGUGAGGGCAGAGCAAGGACUUCUGACCGGGCCCUUACGCGCCAGCACUGUCACAGUACUUCUGGUGAAUCGUGCAGAACUGCCCAGUGAUUUUUUGUCAGUUGCGGAGCAUCUGAGUAACACAGAACACUCAGCACAGGACACGCACAUCUCGCUGAUUAAGCACUUGUAUCAGGCAAAUCUGGGACCUGCAAGCCAGCUUCAGUGUCUGGAGGUCGCUCUCAAGUCUAAGGCAUUAUCAGAGCUGCAGGAGAUCUAUUCCGAAUUGACUGAAGCCUUGGAGAUGGCAUCAAUGACCGAUGACAGCCCAGGAAGGAAGAGGGAGUGUCUGAAAGCCAAACUGCUUGAUAUUGGAAAAAAAGGCGACUUGAUGGGGAACCAAGUACCAGAUACCAACUCACCAGUAAUUUUAGAACCUAUACCCCUGCCUGUCGCCAAGUGUUACACUUUCAGCUGGGAUCAGGAUAACUUUGAUGUCCUAAAUAAUAUAAUUUUAAAGGAGUGUGAAGCCUUUAAGAUGAUGUCAGUUUCUUUGGAUGACGAAGUAAAUGAAGAAGAUGAGGAUGUUGAUGAGGGAGAUGAUGAGGAGGAGGAGGAGAUUAAUGGUCCCAGAGAUUCUGUGUUCUCAACAAUCUCUAAAGCUUAUGUUUACUGGAACAUGUCUAGUCAACAUAAGGAGGACUGUACUGAGUCCACUCUUACAAAUGUGCAAUCUUUCGUAUCCAGCCUAUCUAGCUUUGUUGACAGUGGGUAUGUGGAAGACUGCGAUGAGAGCUUCCAAGAGUCACCAGGAAAACUGGAUCAACGGCAAGAUAGGGUCAACCGCAAGUUUACCCAGAAGUUCUGCCAGUUAUUUAAAUCUAAAGGCCAGCAGGCCAAGCUAAGACAAAAGGCUGAGCUCAAGAUCAGCUCUUCUCACCCUCUGAUGGGUCCGUUCCUAGACUCACCACAGGCUCCCCCACUGCGUAGAGCGGGAAGCCUUUACACACCUAAAGUAAGUAGGGUCCCAGCGCGGUCUAAGAGAUCCCAGUCACUCCCCCAGCAUGCUUUGGGAGUUCAGUUCUUGGAAGUUCAGCAGAACCAUAAAGUGGCCUUCAAAAGGAGACCAUACCUAAGCUGCGAUGAAGAGAAUAAAACAUCCACACUCCGGGUUGUAGUGUUUGGCUCAGAUCGUAUUUCAGGGAAAGUGGCUCGAGCGUACAGCAACCUCAGAUUGAAGGAAAGUAACUGCCCUUUCCUAACAACAUUCUUUAAGCUGCAAUUUUACUACAUCCCAGUAAAGAGGAACAACACGUCUUGCUGCACGACACUGACAAAUUCUGAAUCGCCCAUCAAGAGCCCCAGCCAAUCAGGACGCUUGCUUGCUGAGGAUUUGAUGGGAAAUGAAGAAAGCACUAAUGAUAUCACUCACUACAUUGGCAUGUUGGAUCCGUGGUAUAAACGCAAUAUUGUAGGUCUCAUGGAUCUCUCUACCGUUGCCCUGUGCCAGAAGCAGUCGAAGCCUGAAACCGAUGGUGCAGAUACCUCCAAGAUGCCCAUCCUGGCAGACAUGAUUCUGUAUUACUGCCGCUUUGCCACACGCUCUGUGCUCCUGCAGUUAUACCAAGCAGAGAUCACAUUCGAUGAUGGAAGGAAGGAAACUGAAGUCUUUAUCCAGUCUCUGGAGCUGGGACAUUCUGCAAAUAUGAGGGCGAUCAAAGCUUCAGGUCCUGGAUCUAAGAGACUCGGUAUUGAUGGAGACAGAGAAGCCAUCCCAUUUACACUACAGAUUGUCUAUAGUAAGUCGAGCAUAUCUGGCCGCAGCCGCUGGAGCAACGGUGAAAAGGUUUGCACCUCUGUGAGCUUCAGGAAAGCCUGCAAGACCUACGAGGAGCUGAAUGCCAAAAUGGAAUGCUUAAAUCUCACGGUGAGGGAGGUGGUGAAACGCCAGAACUCAAAGACAAAGAAGAACUUUAAUCAGAUCAGCAUUUCACAAAUUAAAGUGGACAAAGCUCAGAUAAUUGCACAACAUGGAGGCACCUUCCCCCUUUGCUUGGACCAAGAUGAGCGUAAAAUCCUUCAGCGGGUUGUAAAGUGUGAGGUUUCACCGUGCUACAAGCCUGUGAGCCACCAGACCAGGAGAAUCAAUAUGUCGUCCUUGUCCCAUGCGUUUCAGGACCAGUCGGAUUUCUGUUCCUUACUAUGUUUGCCGGUCGCUACUUUCAGCGGUGCUCAACUCUAGAGUCCCUGGGACGUCUGUGCUAUGUCUAGCAUAUAUCAGUUCUGGAUUUAAAAACGGAAGCCACCAGAUUGUUUUGGUGGUUUGAGCUUUGAUCCCUUAACUCGGUGGUGCUUAUGACCAAAUAUUUUGGUAAAGUGACACUCCACUUGGGUGCAAAAGAACUUGUAACAUUAUAUAAGAGUAAUUGACUAUCUAAGAGUAAUAGGGAAAUAAAUCAUCCAGAUGGACAACUGGGAUAAUAUUGCACUAAUGUGUCCAAUGAGAACAGCUGUUUUAAACAGAAUCAUUUUCUGUGAUCCAGUUGGUACCAGGAACCCCAUGAAAAACGUGACUUUGCUGAUUCUAUGUAACUGAUAGCUAGAGAGGAGACAUUGUCAUGUUAUCUGGCUAAUCAGCACCAGAUAUGGCGUCAGGCUGUCUUCAGGGCACGUACGGAGUGCAAAACCACGACCAAGGGCACCAAUCUGCAUUAAAAUGUGUAGCAGACUUAUUGUGCAAGUUAACGUUUAACUAGAUGACAGCUAGGGGUUCUGUUAAAUGGUUCCCCCCUUUUGCUUUCCUAAAAGCUUUGUCUCCCUGUUUCACCCAAAACCUUCUGUGUUAUUCUCUUUUUUUCGCAUUUGGCAUUCUUCAGAAAAGUCUUCAUGUUAGCUUUAACCCCUUAGAUGCCAGAGAGAUUGCUCUGCAACCCUCUCGGGAAUCUGUAGGGUUAACUCUAGCUAUUUUGGAUCUGAUAAAUGCUGGAUUGGUCUAAAUUUGAAUAAUAAAUACUGUGUCUUAGUUCUCUCUGUCCCUAGAGCCCGUUUCUGUUCAGUCUCUCUCAUCUCCCCUUUUAACUGCACUGAUUUUGUAAUUUGCAGAUGUACAAUUUUAUCUUUAAUGUUAUUUACAUUGUGUAUAUAAAUAUAUUAUGUGUGAUUUGCAUUGCAUCACACACUGAGAGAAGAAAUUCUAAUUCCCUUGUAUUUAUUUGCCUUAGAUACUGUCCCACAAACCACUUGUUCUUAAUUGUCAUUUGUGUCAAAGUCAACAUUCACUUAAAGGGACAUAAUAAUUGCUUCUGUGUAAAAAGGCAAAAUCUGUAACCCAGUUCUAAAGUGCUGCAAAUUAUUUACACUGCUUGAUUUUCAGCAUUUGCAGGUUACAGAACUUGCUUUUUGGCCUUUCUAGGGAGCGUCGUACAAGCACAACUUUUUCUAAAAGCAGGAGAUAGUUAAAGACCGUUUAAUGGUUUAAUUAUUGAGGAUACACUGGAAAUGUAUUUUAUAUCACUCCCCAUGGCUAUUUCUUGUACCUAGGGCUGAUUAAGCUUUUGCUAUUUACAGAUACCAGCUAUACGUCUAUGUCUGCUUUGAUUCAGAAUCAAUAAUAAUACUUAAAUCCUGGGGACAGGAAAAAUAUAGGGAAAAUGGCAGCUAAUUUUAACCCUAAACCCUCCAUUUAAGAGUUUUUUGAGUAAGUAUAUUAUGGCAGACAGCAAAUCAAGUCUGCAUAUAUACAUACUCAGUCAUCAGCUGGAGAAUAAUUACACAAUAUGACAGCUAAAAUGUAUUUAAAGGGAACAUAAGCUAUGUUUUAUUUAUUCCAUAUUGUUCAUUAUCUGCAUUAUCCCCUUUAAAUGGAUAUGAAAUGAAUCAAUCAUAAAUUGUUGGAUUGUAAAAUUAAACACCUGUGAGUAUUCAUAUUUAAGUAUCCUGCUUUUGCUAUAAAAUACCUUGUGGAGUGUCUUAAUUAUAGUAAAAUGUAUUCUACCCGGCAACAUUCUGUGCAGUCAUUGGUUAAAGCAGAGCAUAAGUUCACUAACAUCGUUCCUAACUGGCCCCAAUAAGUGUAACAUUUCCCCAGGCAUUUUAAGGAGUGCAUCCAUGAACUUCUCUUGAUUUGCUAAACCUUGUAAAUUGUGCUGAACAAGGGAUUUUGUGGUGUUUUCAAACAUUAUUUUUGUAUCCAUACUUUGCAAUGCAGUGAUUACUUGCUAAUAUAUUCUAUGCAUUUAUACACAUUUUUACUUUAAGGGGACAGUAAUGUCACAAUUAAACUUUCCUGACUCAAACAGAGCAUUCAGUUUAAAGUUUUAUUUCUAGUUUACUUCUGUUAUCUAAUUUAUUUAAUUUUCUUUCUUCUUUUGGUAUCCUUUGUUAAAAAGCAAUGCACUACUGAGAGCUAGGUGGGGACUGGUUGCUAUGCACAUAUGCCUCACCAGAUGUGUCCAGCUAGCUCCCAGUAGUGCAUUGCUGCCCCUUCAGCAAAUUAUAUUAAUUCAAUGAAGCACUUUUGAUAAUAGAAGUAAAUUGCAAAGUUGUUUAAAAUUGUAUGCUCUGUCGGACUCAUGAAAGAACAAUUGGGGAUUUCACAUCCCUUUAAUUUCCCUUCGCAUGUUUCUCUGCUUUGUUUUCAUAUCUGUACAGUUUAUUUGGGAAUACAACAAUUAUUAUUAUUAUUUAAAAAAUGACAAUUAUGCUGACUGCAGUAAAUUGUUCUUGUGCACUUUUAACUCUUUCGCAGGGUUAAUUUUAUUAUUUUUUUUUAUUUUGUCUUUCUGGCUUAGAAAUUGUAAAUGUUGGUGCUUGUAAAUGAUAAAGUAAUUUAAAAAAAUGGAAUAUAAUGAUUUUAUUAAAUUUUGAUUUGGAUAAAA
Bombina bombina (fire-bellied toad) is the source of this 5475-nucleotide messenger RNA. It is a transcript of the gene PIK3R5, whose product is annotated as phosphoinositide-3-kinase regulatory subunit 5. The transcript has 20 exons. Gene Ontology annotation, biological process: G protein-coupled receptor signaling pathway; positive regulation of MAP kinase activity. The coding region runs from base 192 to 2840 and encodes 882 amino acids. NCBI's taxonomy places the organism in Eukaryota, Metazoa, Chordata, Amphibia, Anura, Bombinatoridae. The record is from RefSeq and is a predicted model, not a curated record. Gene Ontology annotation, molecular function: 1-phosphatidylinositol-3-kinase regulator activity. Gene Ontology annotation, cellular component: phosphatidylinositol 3-kinase complex, class IB.